CACAUCCACCCACUAUUUACAACAUAACAUGUUUUCUUUCUUUGUUCAGAAAUGCUUUAACAAUGAGCUUGGAGUUUAAAUGUUUAAAUGAUAUGAAGUUUGAGUUUGGGUGAGAUUUAUUGUAGAAUUAAAAUAAUAAAAAAUAGAUUUCCCUGCAAGGUUUGGGCAAAGGAGUCUUGCACAAAGGUUUUUAGAGGCUAAAGACAGUUUUUAAAGCUGAAACCAGAAUCAGACAUGUGCUUCCUCUGCUGUCACACUGAAAUAUGGAACCAAACUGGUUUGACAAGAACAAGUGGAACUGAGAGUCACAAAGUUUCAGAGGGACACAGACUUCUGAAGUGACGUUUCUUUUGCCGGACACUUUGGCCCUUGGUCCUCCGACCGCGCCUUCAAAGGAAGAAUAAAGAACACUGGAAACUGAAGCAGCGCAGUUUUCAACUUAAUGAAAUCUGACUGGAAAAAAGGAAUCUUAACAUCAUAAACAAAAUGAGCUUUUAUGACCAAUCGACAAACGGACACCAUCAGGAGAGUGACGAGGAGCUGAAAACAGCGGACUGGGACGCAAAACACCCUAAAGGCAAAGACUUUCUGAAGCCCAUUGAGCCGGAGAAAAGGUCGAUCAGCCCUCUGAGUCUUCUCAAAGAGGACCUCACCCAGUUUAAAGAAGGAGUUUUGAAAGUAUUCAAGGACAAAGAUGCAAAUUCAAGAGUGAGACAGUCUCAGGAAAAGUCGAAUAACCCACUGGCCAAUCUCAAAGAAGACCUCUCCAAUGUUUUUAAAGUUGGUCUUUCGAAGGAACGGGGCAACAAGGACAAUUCUUCGAAAGCUGAUUCCUCAAGAGCAGAGAAUCCUUUGAAUAAUUUGUUCAGAAGAGAGAAAAACCUUUUAGAGAAGACCCAAAAGCCAAAGGAUGUUAAAGACAUAAAAGAACAAACUAAAGAUUCCAGAGAGAUUUUGUGUAGGCAGAACAAAGGCAAUGCUGAGGGAUCUGACACGAAAAACGUGCUGAGUCAAUCAAAGCACAGCAACCUGGACACUGGCAGUGCGGAGGAGAAAGUCGUGGCAGUCAGAGGUUUGAUUCGAACCCAACAAUGUGAGACGGCAUUAAAUACAGUUUCAGGAGGUAAAGAGGAUGACCCACCUGUAGAAAGUCCUUCUUUAGAGUCUCUGCCCCCCAAGACCACAUUAUUAAGCCUGAUAAAUUUUUCUCAGCAUCAUCCGAGGGAACAAGCAGAAGAAACAGCAGAGCCAGCAGAAGAUCCUUGGUCACUAAAAAACUUUGCCUGCUAUUUGACCCUUGAUCCCAACACAGCCAAUUCAGAACUCUGUCUGACUGAACGCAACAGGAAGGCAACUCGGGUCUGGUUAAACCACCACAAUCUGGAACAUCCGGAGCGAUUUGAACACUGUCCCCAAGUCCUGUGCAGGGAGGGACUGCUGGACAAGGUGUACUGGGAAGUGAUGUGGAAGGGAGGUGCUGACAUUGGCGUCGCCUACAAUAAAAUCUCCAGGAACAGUAACAGGACGAGCUGUCUGCUGGGACACAACCAGUGGUCAUGGAGUCUGGAGUGCUCAGAGGGAAACUACACACCGUGCCACAACAAGAAGAGGUUUGCGUCUUCUUCACCCGAUCCUUUUAGCCACAGGGUCGGGAUUUACCUCAAUUGGCCUGCCGGAUCUUUAUCAUUCUACUCUGUCUCUCAAGAAGCCAUGGUCCACCUCUACACCUUCACUUCUACUUUUACUGAGCCUCUUUACCCGGGAUUCUGGGUGUGGUCCUCUGAUGGUUUUGUGUCGUUGUGCCAGGUAGAGAUGGACUGGGAGAGACUGCUGCAGUGACCACCUGACCCCCAGUUUCUUGUUUGUAUGCCUCUUUACAAAAAAUGUUCCUACUCAGACAAAUCCGAAAAAGUUGGGUAAACUCGUGGAAUUUUCCAAACUCUGCAGUCUCUAUCAUAAACUGACAGUUAAUCUUAGCUCCACCUUUUUUGUUAUGACACCUCUGUAUCCAAGUAAAACUAAUGCUUCUGCAGCUACAAGCAUCAUUAAUGAACCAAAUAAAACCCAAGAGCUUCUGUCUCUGUGUUCUUUGA
Molecule: messenger RNA, 2093 nt
Organism: Oryzias latipes (Japanese medaka)
Lineage: Eukaryota; Metazoa; Chordata; Actinopteri; Beloniformes; Adrianichthyidae
Molecular function (GO): protein binding
Source: RefSeq, a predicted model, not a curated record